Molecule: messenger RNA, 7247 nt
Organism: Haliotis rubra (blacklip abalone)
Lineage: Eukaryota; Metazoa; Mollusca; Gastropoda; Lepetellida; Haliotidae
Product: tyrosine-protein phosphatase non-receptor type 4-like
Exons: 12
Coding region: 1449-3989 (846 amino acids)
Biological process (GO): protein dephosphorylation
Cellular component (GO): cytoplasm; cytoplasmic side of plasma membrane; cytoskeleton
Molecular function (GO): cytoskeletal protein binding; protein tyrosine phosphatase activity
Source: RefSeq, a predicted model, not a curated record
AGGAUCAGGGGCUCCGGUAGGGGCCUUACAACUCCACUGAAGCGGGGAUCCCAGGCAGGAUCAUGAGACAUAGGCAGAAGGGAUUAGGACAGUCGGGAUAGUCCACAACUGAAGCCUGACUGCACUGAACAGUGUCACCGAUUACUGAGAGGACUGCCAAAGACUGGGAUAUUGCUGUCUUAUCAAGGGACCAAGCUUACUUGAACAGCAAUAAUGGAAGUACAUCAUUCUUUUCAUUCCCCUAAAGUAUUCAAAUAUGGUUUUGUGCGGACAGACCUGUGAUGUAUGGAAUUGGACAGCUAUAAGACUGUAUGUAUUCAGGGGUGCUUGAAACUGGAUUCACUGAGGGUCAAGUGAUUAUAUAAGUGUGGAUCCGGAAUGUGUGUUUCAAUGGUGUAACCCACAUUGACACUCGUUUAUAGCAGAGUGCAUUCCAUGCAUGACAUCAGUAAGACUAGAAUCUGUCAAGGGGCCUGUUGAAGUCGUCUGUCAGCAAUAGCAGUGAAGUUUUUAGUUGUAAAAGUCUGCAAUAGCCCUGAUCAGCUGCCUGGGCUUAAAGUCUGUGUCAGCGUAGUCAUAGUGAGAGAGGUGUGCCCUGAUUGUCUCAUCAAAAUGUACAAAGCUUUCCUGUAAAGUAAAAAUGGCCUUACUUGAUUCAGCUGACUUUACAGAGUUUGUAACGGCUGGAUAAUUGUUUUCAAGAGGUGACUAGCUGGGGAAAAGUUGCCUGGACAGUGUGUUGUGUGAUCCCCCCUGUUGUGGACUAUACUGCUGAUAGAUUGGAUACAUUGGAUGAUACCCAAACCUUUCCACAAUUCAGAAGAGGAUUUUGUUUUGAAUCGAUAACAAGGUUUUCAUAGCAGGAAGGGAUAUCCCUGUGACAGGACUAACCACUUGCUCUGCCAGAUAAUGCAGAGUCUAUAAAAGGAAUUACAGAUAUUUAUUACACAAGAUAACGCGUCCCUUAUUUUGUGUGACACUUGGCUAAUGUGGGACACAAGUUAAGGAAGGUGUUUGUGAAAGAUGUGGAGUGGUUUUAAUAGAAAAGUUGUGUCAUGAGAAUGUGGGUGUUUGUGUCAUCUCUUCUGACAACUGUUCAAGCAUUGGAGGAAAACAUAGCAUGUCAACACAAGUAGAUGUUUGACUUCAAAUUGGAUCAAGUAAUUGACGUAAUAUGCAUCAACUGGCAAACACAAGAGCUUGUUCAGCUUAAGAACAGGUUAUGAUUAUCAACAAUAUUCAGGUUUACGUAUGUGAUUACUCCAGAUACAGCCAUUGUUAACAUACCUAAGGAUUACUGUGUAAGAAUAUACCAUCCAGGUGUCGAAGGUUGUACUGCUCAGUUUGAAGCAAGUGGGCAAAGGGAUUGAUUGUAUGGUAAGAAAAUAUAAUUUUUGGGUAUAUAGAAACAUUUUAGAGAGGAUCUUGUGGUGUCCCCACUUAAACUGAUGGUGGUCACAGAGAUGGUGGUGUUUAUGGCGAGUCCAUUUGAGCGUGGAUCACAGGCUUUUAGGAAGGAGCAAGUGUUCCAGCUUGUCCGAUCCAGAAGUGUCAGACACUCUGUAAAAACUGGCAGUGGUGAAAUUGUGACGACUCAAAAUGGAGUUCAGCCCGAGUCUGCUGGGAAGAGAGGAGACACAAAGCCGGAAAACAGUGUGGUGCAGGAGAAAAUUUCACCAAGAAGGGUUGCUAAUGGUUCAGUCCAGACUGGUCUUUAUUCUCGAAGUAGGCAUAAAAGCUUCGAGCAUUUACCCACCUCCCAAACUGUGCAUGAUGAUUAUAAGGUCCUACAGUCUUCCAGUUCUGUAGAUUCUGAAUUAGAUAAAACAGAUUCAUCAGAACAAUCUGAUAAGAAAGUUUUACCAAUGAUACUUAAAAAGAAAAUCAAAGUUAUACGAGGGAAAAAGGGCUUUAGAAUAAUUUCAGGUGACAAGGGACGUUCAUCUAUUAGUGCUCAAAGACGCUCCUUAUUAAGUGCUAAUGAAGAAGUGCUCACACAAAGUGCUCAAAGCAGACCUGAAUCAACAGUCUCUGUAUCUGAUCUCACUCAUAGCCAUGACAAGUCUGUUGCUCGACGUAGUAGUGAUCAUCCACAUGUGCCAAAAACUACAACAGAAGUUGAUAAAGGAAAAGGAACCAAGUCACGAGUUUCAUGGUUGGACCAGGAAAAACAUCCUCAAUUCCAGGCAAAGCUAUUGGCUGAGCAUCUUCCUCAGUCAAAUGUUUUGCCAAAGAAAGACAAGGUGAAAAAGUCAGUUAAAUUUCAGCUAGACAAAAUAGAAAGUGAUCAGUUAAAAUACAUUGGAGAUAAAGUGUGUGUUGGACAGAGUGAUAGUGAACUGAUGCAAGUUCCCCGGGAAACAGGGUUCCAGCUGAUAGGGGUUCAGAGAGAUUCUUCAGUGGAGAGAUUGAAGAGAGAUGUAGAGAACCGACUACAUGUGGAUGGAAAGACCCAUUCUGAUGGAGGUGAAAAGAAGGAAAAUAGUUUCACUGUGAAGCCUGUUGGAACAUCCCAAAGAUUGCUCAGAUCUGGUGCCUCUUUUUCUGGUGUUACAAAACAGUCUCUAACAAAGGAGAAGGUAGUUUCAGGAUUUGUGCGUAGGAACAGCAUCAAAUCCCUUCAACCAGCCGAGCAUCAGGACAGCAAGCUGGUUGUACGAAGAUGUGUUAUUGGAGGUGCCCUUACAUUCAGAGUUGUUCAGCUUCCACCUGCAUAUGAAGGAUCUAAUGGGAAUGGUUAUGCUGAUGGACAUGGGCUGGUUACCAUCAGGAUGACACCAGACGACUUGGGCAGGUUCGGCUUCAAUGUCAAGGGAGGUGCUGACCAAGGCAUGCCCAUCAUUGUGUCCCGGGUUGCCCCGGGCACGCCUGCGGAUAUCGCCAUACCUAGACUCAAUGAGGGAGACCAGGUUCUCUUCAUCAACGGCAGAGAUGUCUCACAACAUACACAUGAACAGGUGGUGAUGUUUAUCAAAGCUUCUCGAGAAACUCACUCUGGAGAGCUGGUGCUGGUUGUCAGACCAAAUGUGUAUGUGGGGGAGGACCAGUCGGAGGAACCUGACUUCACCUACAUCCCAGAGACCCACCAGAUAGCCAGCUCCUCCUCCAGCGCCAACACACUCGAGUCCUCACUCAUGCUGCUGCAGGAGAGCCUGGAGAGUGGGGCUGCACUGGCACAGUUCGAGCAAUUGUACAGGAAAAAGCCUAAUAUGACCAUGAAUGCUGCUCGGAAUGAAAGUAACAUCCCCAAGAACAGAUACAGGGAUAUUUCACCAUAUGACAAGACGCGAGUUGUAUUGAAAACGGGGACAUCAGGGGACUAUAUAAAUGCUAACUAUGUCAAUAUGGAGAUCCCGGGUUCUGGGAUUGUCAACCGGUACAUCGCAGCUCAGGGGCCUCUCCCAAACACCUGUACAGAUUUCUGGCAGAUGGUGUGGGAGCAGCACUCCUCACUGGUUGUGAUGCUCACUACCAAGGUGGAGCGAGGACGGGUCAAGUGUCAUCAGUAUUGGCCAGAGCUGUAUGAGACAGAGGACUUUGGUGCAUUACAGAUCACAUGUGUGAAGGAAGAGGAGACUCCUUCAUUUGCAUUCCGCGAGUUUAACCUUACACAUGUAGAAACCAGUGAAGAGAGACAUAUCCGACACAUGCAGUAUAUAGCAUGGCCGGACCAUGGGGUCCCUGAUGACCCAAGUGAUUUCCUGGAAUUCGUCAUGAAAGUGCGACAGAACAGAUCUGGCAUGGUAGAACCGACGAUAGUGCACUGCAGUGCUGGUAUUGGCCGUACAGGCGUGCUGAUCACCAUGGAGACUGCGAUGUGUCGUGUGGAGGCCCGCCAACCUGUCUACCCUCUCAUUGUUGUGAAAGAGAUGAGAGACCAGAGGGCGAUGUUGAUUCAAACAGCUAGUCAAUACAAGUUUGUCUGUGAAGCAAUCCUCCGGGUAUAUAAUGAAGGCCUGGUAAAGCCAUCAGAGGACUAUCAUAGGUGAGGCUGGAACAGUGUUUGUGUGGACAGUUGGAUACUAUUAUUGGCUGGUGUGCUGUGUGAACAGGCAGAAGGUUGGAGAGUGAGAGAAGAAAUCGGUUCUGAGGUGUUGUGUGUUGGAUGUGACUGUCACGUGGUCACUGCACUGCCUGAACUUUCGAUUGCAACAGAAGUCGUUGAGGAGCAGACACUUGAGGGUGAACUGAAACAUAUUAUUUUUGUACAAAAAUGGUGAUUUUGUAAACAAAAAAGUGCUCAAAGAUGCCAUUGCCUUGUUAUAUGAAAGGUAACUUAAAAUCACCAAAAGGCCAGUGUAUUGUUUUACUUUGGGGUGUUUUCUGAGUGAUUCUUACAUAUCAGGAGUCUACCCUUGUCAUUAGCAGACAUGUUUGUUGUAGCAGAUAAGACGUACAGCCUGCUCACAGGGCAAGGAUGUACCUGUAACAUAUCAAAGUUGUACCACAGUAUAGGGAGACCACUCAUGUAUGCUGCACCACAGCUUCGGUAACCAGAUGAGGAGUCAAACAGUGUAUCUCCACAAACUUUGAAUUACCACACAAUGCGAGCUCAGCAAAGGGAGGCACCUCCUGUAAUUCAUCCUCAUCAUUCCUGCCGUACUGUCAGUCAGCUCCUUGCUCAAAGACUACUGGUGAAUGUUGCCUAGUAUAGAUUGAAGCUUGACUUUCACAGACCAAGUUGGUAAUGUACAAGGUAGGACAAGAAGCAUCUCCCAGACAAUGUAUCCCCUUCAACAAUGGACACCAAGGCAUCAAUAAGUACCACAGAGUAGUUGUGUGCAAACAGAUUGCAGCAUUGCCAUACAUCGUCCAGUGUGACAUGCCUGCUGCAUGGGAAGGGAGCUUCAUGACAUAUGCCAAUGUUGAGUGCAGCACGGAACAGACCCUGCAUUUGCAAACCUGACUGCCUUUACAACAUCGUUGUUGUCGUACGUUGUUCAUACAAGUAUUGAUGGAUGUGUAACAACUGGAAUGAUUGCCUCAUGCUACCAGAGCAUCUUAGUUGGAUUACUGUACCUGAAUGGAUGCUGCUCACGGUGUAUGCUUUAGUCUCUUUCUGGUUUAUUCUGGCCUGCUUUACAUGAAGCCUUCAGCCAUUUCCCAUAUUUCCCUGAAUGUAACUAUGGGAAUGUCGAGUACUGAACUUCAGUCAACUGAAUUGUUAUUCAUAGUGGAGACGGAGCAUCUACAAGCAUUUUACUGUGUACUUCUACGAAGAAAGUGUUUUUAUGUGUGCCCAGCUUGCUGCCAUGUGCAGAAGUGUGGGUAUUGUUGUAGGUGGAUGGAUGAAUGACGAUGUGUAGAUUGAAUCACUGGGACGUUUAUCUGUCAUUGUAUAUAGAGUCAAGAGAGAAUAUUUUAAAUUUGAAGUAUUUAUACAUUUUGAUGUAAGGAGAGAUGUGUUUUCUACCAUAUUCAGCAAUAGAUUUCUAGGAGGGGGACAGGCUUUGCGCCAUAUCCUGUCUCCCACCCUGGUUUUAAUCACUUGGUGUGAUGUAUGUCAUUUGUUCCUAUUCUGCUAGUACUGGUACCCCUAUGGCACCACAAGGACUUCAAUCCAGUCAGUGGAUAUGAGUGACUUGUAGGCACUAUCAAUAAUAUUUAGAGAUGAAAAACUACAAUGUCUACUGUCUUUAUAAGUACACUAAUUUGUAUUCCUUAUCAUUAAAAUGAUAAAAAUGACAAUAUAACAGUCAAGAUGCCAUGGGUGUACCAGCAUAUUCCUUGCUUAAUUAGCUUCAGGCAUGCCUAGUUGACAAUCAUGCCGUAAGAUCAACACUCAGCUCAAGAAUGUUUUGUAUGUUUAAUUCCACCCUCUGUUUCAACAUUUUGGGUCAAAUUAGAAUUGUGAAAUUUCUCAGUUGGUCUAAGGUACUACUGAAACAAAGUGUGUAUGAAGUAUAGUGUUUGUGCCAUGGUGUAUCAGGACAUCUUAAUCAUCAAGCAUACUGUGCAUUGACAAGCUUUUUACACUAAACAGACUCUGUACAAGAGUUUGAAUACUGAUUUGCAAAAUGUUUUCAAAUUUCCAUUGCUGUUUUCAACAACGUAACAACAGAAAUUGACAGGAUGGUUGUAAAUCUGAAACAUUAAGAUAUUUUUAGUAUAUGAAAAUACAUUUCUGUCUGUUUCUACCACUCAUAUGUAUUUCUAAUACAUUGAUUGUUUGCUUGGCUGUUAAAGAGUUACCUAGAGUGUUGGUCAGUGACCUAGGCUGCUGUAUGCUAGACUGUCUGCCUGAUGACAUUCCUCUGUUGUCUGGCUGUGUAUCAUAACUACCAGAAAAUAGUAAAGGAAACUUGUAUUUAUGAACGAUUGCAUUUGUUGAAGUCAAGCUGAACUAGUAUGUGUAGCAGCGACUCUGUUGCUUGUUUCUCUGCAGCUGUGUAACAUGUUAAUACUGGAUAAUUUAUUGUGUAUCUGCCGGCUGGCUGGCUGGCUGUCUGCAUGCAUGGAGGGAGGGACGGACGGGAGGGGGAGGUCUUGUAACAAUGGUGCCAUCCAUACUAAACUUAUUCAAAAUGUAACCAAAAUUAUUUUAGCAGUCAGUCUUGACAGAAAUAUGAAGCUGGAACUGACUUUAGUAUAUUUUCACAUUUCGAUUUAAAUCAUGAAUUUGUCAGAUUAUUCCAUGUUGAACAUAAUAUACUGAGAGAAGCAAAUAAAGGAACACAGGAAAAUUCAAGCGUUCCUUUAAUAUUUUCCAGUGUUCAUCACCAGCUUUGAAUAGCGCUGUGGGAGGAAAUCAGAGAUUAGAUAAAGGAACACAGCCAUGAAGUGGUGUUCCCUUAUUUAUUUCCCUCAGUAUAUUCUGGCCAAACAGUUGAUUGUUCCACAUCGGAUAAGGACUGAUUUAGGUGUAGCAUACUUUGAUUAUACAUGAUACCUUCAAGUGCAAUGACUGCAAAAUGACUUUGUGACUAACAGCAUGUAUAGAUGGCCUCAACAGUUGUGAUAUUGUGCUCAGAGGUGUAGGGAAGUUGGAGUUACUUCUCUCUUUAUUAUAGUUGUACUUAAUGAAAAUCUUAAUCUAAUCAUAUUCUAUCGAGUUUGUUGAGGGGAGACAAAUAUGUUAUAACACUGCUGUUACUUUUUAAACUGUGUGGAAGUUGUUUUUUUAAAUGAUAUUGUGAGAAACUCAACAUUGAAAACUACCAGAAUAAUUGUUCUGUCAGUGAGACAAGUUGCACGAAUCUUUUUACAGCUUAAACUUGUCAAAAUGAUAAGUUACCACAUUUUCUUUU